AAACGUUUGAGAAAAGAUAACUUUCUGAAGCGUUUCUUAUUUCUCGCAGCUACUGGAUUAAAGUGCUACCAAUGUCAAAGUACCACAAGUAUGGAGGACUGUGCUAAGAAUCAAAACGAGCAGGAUUGCAAGGGGGUUACUGAACCGCGCUGUUUCACAUCUACCAGAGAAUAUCUACAAAUUAAAGCAUAUGCAAAGUCCUGCACUCCCAAAGCUGUGUGUGAUGCGGCAGACUCGGGAGCUUUAAAACCUUGCAAAGAUGCAGGUGGUAAAUGCGAAUACAAGUGCUGCGAUGAAGACCUCUGCAACGGUGACAACAGCCCUGUCAACAGUGGUUCCACGCCUAUAGUCAGCAUCAUCCUAAUGGUGUCAUGCGCCACUGUGGGCUUCUUCCGCUUCUUCCAGAGUGUGCAGCAGUGA
Molecule: messenger RNA, 420 nt
Organism: Porites evermanni
Lineage: Eukaryota; Metazoa; Cnidaria; Anthozoa; Scleractinia; Poritidae
Source: the annotation of a GenBank genome assembly